This is a messenger RNA of Dimorphilus gyrociliatus, 979 nucleotides long. NCBI's taxonomy places the organism in Eukaryota, Metazoa, Annelida, Polychaeta, Dinophilidae. The record is from the annotation of a GenBank genome assembly.
ACUAUUCAACUAAUACUCUCACUUAAAUUUGAGAUAUCGAAACGAAAUGUCUUCGAAGAUUUUAAAGAUUUUACUUGCAUUUUGCAUUGUCUAUCAAACUCAAUCGCUACCUUUAACCGAAAGCGAUGAAAACUUGCUGGAAUUAAUGAAACGUUACGAUGAUAAAGAAGAUCUUCUACCAACUUUGAAACGUAAUGACGAUAGUAAUGUAUUAAGAGAAAUUGAAGGUUUGAUCGCAAAAUUAAAUCUCGCCGACAACAGUGAAAGUGAAAAAACAGCAAAGAAAACUGAACUAACCAGUAAAGAGGAAGUUAAAAAGGAAGAUUCAGAGAAAAAGACGGAAAGUCAAACUGCAGAAAAGAAGGAAGCCGAAACAGCUGUGAAAAAAGAGGAAAAUAGUCCAGUUGAAAAGAAAGAGGAAGAAAAACAAGAGGAGAAGAAGACUAUUUCUAAAGAUGAUUCCGAACUUAGAAAUUUAAUAGAGAAAUUUUUACACGAAAAUGAAGACAGUAAGAAUUCAGUAGCUAAAAAGAGUGAAACUGUAAAUAAAGAAUCCGCUUUGAAACAAGAGAAGAAAAACGAAGAUGUGAAAGAGGAAAAGAAAGAAUCUGCAAUAGCAAAAAAACAAAACGACCUAAGGGAGUUUGAUAACCUCCUAAACGAUCUAAAAAGUCAAUUGAAACAGGAACGUAAGGCAGAACUAGCAAAGAAAAAGCUUACGGAAGAUAAGCAAUUAAGCAAAUUACGAUCUUUGGGACUAGAUAGCCAAUUAUUACAAGACAAGAAAGAUACUCUGAAAAACGAAUACAGUUCCCUUUUCAAUAGAAAUGAGGACCAAGUCAAGCGAACUGAAAACGAUUUACUCUCCAGAGAAUUAAACCAACUAAUAGAAAAAGAACUGCUAAAGGAAAAACAGAGAAGAGAGGAGAAUCUACAGAGAAAAUUGAUGCUUUUACUUAAAGCAAACGACAGCCUCUAA